Molecule: messenger RNA, 1545 nt
Organism: Aspergillus welwitschiae
Lineage: Eukaryota; Fungi; Ascomycota; Eurotiomycetes; Eurotiales; Aspergillaceae
Product: putative sterol carrier protein
Exons: 2
Coding region: 138-1514 (458 amino acids)
Molecular function (GO): acyltransferase activity, transferring groups other than amino-acyl groups
Source: RefSeq, a predicted model, not a curated record
CAGGGGUUUCUUUUAACGUGCCACCCGUACUGUAUUGUUCUAUAUCCAUAACUAUCUAUUAACAAAUCUUACUGCAUUAUUGCAGAAUCUUUGACGACCAACUUAACGAAGAACCACGAACUAUCACGAAACUCACCAUGGGGAAGAAACCAUCUGGUCCUGCCUACGUCCUUGGCGUGGGAAUGACCAAGUUCAUCAAGCCACGCGGCAAGGUCGAUUACCACGAGCUUGGCUUUGAAGCUGGUGUCAAGGCCAUGCUAGAUGCUCACAUCAACUACGACGACGUCGAGCAAGGUGUCGCCUGCUACGUAUACGGUGACAGCACAUGCGGUCAGCGUGUGUUCUAUCAGUUCGGUCUGACCCAGAUCCCCAUCUACAAUGUCAACAACAACUGCUCCACCGGAUCCACUGGCCUCGCCAUGGCCCGCACCAUGGUCUCUCAUGGAGCUGCCGAUUGUGUUCUGGUUGUCGGUUUCGAGAAGAUGAGCCCUGGAAGUCUGCAGUCAGUCUAUAAUGACCGCGCGAAUCCCACCGGCUUGUUUGGUACCAUGAUGGCCGAGACUAGAGGAAUCACCAAUGCUCCUGGUGCUGCACAAAUGUUUGGCAAUGCUGGUCGCGAAUACAUGGAGAAAUACGGCGCCAAGACAGAGGACUUUGCCGAGAUUGCUCGCAUCAACCACGAGCACUCGAAACGCAACCCAUACUCUCAGUUCCAGGAUGAAUACACACUCGAGCAGAUUCUCAAGGCGCCCAAGAUCCACGAACCUCUCACGAAGCUGCAGUGUUGCCCGACCUCGGACGGAGCUGCCGCCGCCGUCAUUGUUUCUCAGGCGUUCCUCGACGCCCGCCCGCAUCUCAAGGACCAGGCCAUCCUCAUCGCGGGUCAGCAGCUCGCUUCGGACAACAGCUCGCUCUACAACCGCAGCUCCAUCGACUUGAUGGGCUUCGGUAUGUCCCGGGGGGCAUGCCGCGCCGCGACCGCAGAGGCGGGCGUCAACGUAAAGGACAUCAAGGUGUGCGAGCUGCACGACUGUUUCUCCGCCAACGAGAUGAUCACCAUCGAUGCCCUAGAGCUUUCCGAACCUGGAAAGGCCCACGAGAUGGUCCGAAAGGGGGACAUCACCUACGGAGGCAAGAUGGUCAUCAACCCGUCAGGCGGUCUCAUCUCCAAGGGUCAUCCGCUGGGUGCCACGGGUCUGGCGCAAUGUGCAGAGCUGGUCUGGCACUUGCGCGGCUGGGCCAACAACCGCCUGGUCCAAGGAACUGAUGCCGCACUCCAGCACAACCUGGGCUUGGGCGGUGCGGUUGUAGUGACAGUGUACAAACGCGCAGAUGGCAAGGUUGCUACACCUGUGCCAUCCGAUGUCGUUGCUAAGAUCUCCGGGCUUGGCUAUAAUCCGGCCGUGGAGGCCAAGGGCUUCACAGCGGAACAGGCCAAGUCCGUGCAGAGCAAGAACCACAGCGAUACGUGGGCACUGGGCGACACGCAGGAGAGGGUUCUGGCACGUUUCUAAGAGGUGUAGCCAGCUUUGAGAAUGAUGCAUG